UGCGGGCAAUGGGGAGGCGCGGGGUUAGGGAGAAGUUGAGCUCCCCGGGAGCCGAUCUGAGAGGAGGGCGGUGCUGCCGUGUGGCGGGCGGGAAACCAGGAAAAAUGAGGAGUGUAGUUUACAGUUGGGAAAGAGGCGGUGUGUUAAAACACCGGCCUUCUGUCUCAAGUCUGCAAGCUUAAACGUCUUAGCGACUGUUCUGAGCGUUGUGGUCGUGUGCGUUGCCGCUUGGCUUUCUGUUUUUAUUCCGUUUAAAAAUUAUAUCUCACUGUUUCGGCGUUGCUUGGCUUGUUGAUAGCGCGUUUUUACUGAGCGUACAUGGAGGGGAGCACCAAUCAAACGGCGUUGUAUGCCUCAUCUUACAGCACGCGGGGUGACGUCAAGGAAAAACCUGAAACUCACGGGGUGGGAUUGCGUUUGAAGCUGUUUGUGUAGCCCUGAGUCCCUGCACCCUCAGGGCUGCGCGGUUCCAUUUUGCCCACGUAGACAAAGCAGUAGGCUGGUUUAUUUUUCAUGCCAUGUCCAUAUAACAGUCAAAAUCUUAAUUGAUGUAAGCCAGACUUUGAGGUUGGAGUGUGUGUAACCCUUCAGAUAUGCAGGCCUGAAAAUUACAUGGCUAAACAACAUGCCUGAGCAAUUCUUACUGGGCUCUGACAUCACUGCCUGUUUUUUCUUGGUGAACAACAGGUUUGAAGUCACUAGAACAGUCCUUAUGCUUUUUUUCAGCUGAGACAUAACAAAUGACAUGUUCAUAUUAAUUAUAAGGGAGGUUAUGUUCGUUUGGUUCUCUGUCUUUGUAAUUUUAGCUCUUCCUGUUUUUGAAAUGAACAAUUAUCUUCAUGGUGGUAGAUAGCACAGUGCUAGAUGGAUGCAGAGACAGAGGGAAGGAGCUACUGAGAAAAGGUUUUUCCUGCAGCUGUUUCUGUCUUACAAAUGAUCUUGUAAGACAGCUGUGUUUUAGACUGUGAGCCCUCGACAGCUAUGAGGGCUUCAAGGGGAACCUUGUUACAGGAUCAGGGUGCAAAAGCCACCUUUCAAUUGCAUGUUUGUUUAUUGUUUAUUUGUUUAUUUUCUUCAUAUUUUUAAACAGGUUACCUUGAAGAAAAUUCUACAGUGUAAUUUUAUGGUGUCCAAGCAGUUCAUCUAUUGAUACUUAGUAAAUCUGUAGUAAAAUAGCUUCUAAGAGUGCCAUCAUCUGGAUUCAGAGGUUACUUUUAGGAAAAUGUGGACUGCCAGAAGUCUCUGUACUGCACAAAUACAAUUACUUGAGUUGAAAGAAGGCAGAUUGUGUAGUUCCAUUCUUCCGAAAAAACAGCAGUUCUGGACUGGAAUUCUAAACUGUUGUACCCUGAGAGCACCAUAUGAUAGAGCUAAAUACCAGGUUUCCAAGAUGAAUGAAGACCAGUCAGUAAUAGAUACUGCAGUUGCUGUUAGUGCAGAAGGAACUAAAAGAACUUCUGGAAAUAGUCCCAGUGGAGAAUAUGAUGGAAAACAACGCAUAUUGGAAGGAAAAAUGAAACAUGUCAAUCUGUCAUUUGCAUCGUGUGGGUUUCUGGGUAUUUACCACUUGGGGGCAGCAGCUGCUCUUUACAGGCAUGGUAAGAAGUUACUGAAAGUUGUGAAAGAUUUUGCAGGAGCUUCUGCGGGAUCCCUGGUUGCCACUGUCUUAUUAGCAGUACCAGAAAAUAUAGAGAAAUGUCAGCAGUUUACCUAUGAAUUUGCGGAAGAAGUCAGAAAAUUGGACUUUGGUGCAGUAACUCCUGGUUACGAUUUUAUGAAAAGACUUAGGGAAGGCAUAGAAUCUAUUCUUCCUUCUAAUGCUCAUGAGAUAGCUGAGAAUCGGCUCUAUGUGUCUGUUACUAAUGUAAGAAAUGGGAAAAAUUACUUGUUUUCAAAUUUUGCCUCCAGGGAGGAUCUCAUUAAGGUCCUGCUAGCAAGUAGUUUUAUACCAGUAUAUGCUGGAAUGAAGCCAGUCGAGUAUAAAGGAGAGAAGUGGGUUGAUGGUGGCAUUACCAAUGGCCUCCCUAUCUUGCCUUUUGGACGAACGAUUACGAUUUCGCCUUUCAGUGGUCGAUUAGAUAUCUGUCCACAAGAUAAAGGACGUGUGGAUCUGUAUGUUAAAUUUGCAAAACAAGAUAUAAUGUUGUCUUUGGCCAAUCUAGUAAGACUUAAUCAAGCUAUGUUCCCACCAAACCAGGAGAAAAUGGAAUCACUGUACCAAAAUGGAUUUGAUGAUGCUGUACAUUUUUUACUAAAAGAAAACUGGUUUGAAUAGGCAAAACAUAAAAAAUAAAACCGGAUGGCUUUCAAAACACAGCUAUAGACAUUCUGAUUCAAAUCUAAGAGAUUGUUAUCACAAUUUCUGUUUAUUGAAAAAUCCCAUUUGGAAUUGCAUCAUCUUCUGCCAGGAAAGUAUCGGCUCCACUCAGAAGACCUGUAUAAACUUGUCUGAUUGAGAACUGUACUUGCCUAGUACUUGGCUUGUUUGAGAAGAUUCAUGUUUUGAUCCAUUUUGCUUCAGAACUGGACUUUAAAUUGGCAAUUGUAAAAGCUUCUGUUACCAUAAUUAUAGAAAUUUAGAAGACUUUUCUGAUGUUAUUUGAGAGACUAAUCAGUGUUGUAGUCUGUAUUCCUCACUUAAUAUAGCAGUUGUGCAUGCUCGUUGAGUGUUUGCAUUAUUGCUAAUCCAAUUGACUUCUUCAAGCAUUUUAAAGGAUCUGAACUCAGCUCUAGCCACAAAAAAUAAAACAUUUGCACUUUUACCUCUGAUACAUUUAUUUUUUUGAACAUUAAAGUUUUCAUGCUUCUUAGUGAAUGCACUUUCUCAAUUAGAAAUACUACUUGAAACUUUUGUAACAGAAUUGUGAUGUUUUGUUCACUAAAAAUAUCUUGUACAGUGGAGUAGUUAUUUUUACUGUGUUUUCUUCUGCUGCUAAAAUUGAGUGAACUUAUUUUCUUGAAGCUUUUGUGAAGAACUUAUUUGUGAGUUUCUCAGAAUGCUUUAUUCAUGAAAUAAAAUAAAUGUUUUAUUACAACCUGAUAAAGUGCCUGGAUA
Meleagris gallopavo (turkey) is the source of this 3055-nucleotide messenger RNA. RefSeq names its product patatin like domain 4, phospholipase and triacylglycerol lipase (gene PNPLA4). Gene Ontology annotation, biological process: lipid homeostasis; triglyceride catabolic process. Lineage: Eukaryota; Metazoa; Chordata; Aves; Galliformes; Phasianidae. The record is from RefSeq and is a predicted model, not a curated record. Gene Ontology annotation, cellular component: membrane; cytoplasm; lipid droplet. Gene Ontology annotation, molecular function: retinyl-palmitate esterase activity; triacylglycerol lipase activity.